AUGCCGACGCCGUCGCACCUGAGCAAGGACCCGCGCUACUUCGACUUCCGGGCGGCGCGGCGGGUGCCGGAGACGCACGCGUGGCCCGGGCUGCACGACCACCCCGUGGUGGACGGCAGCGGCGCGGGCGGAGGGCCGGACGCGGUGCCGGUGGUGGACAUGCGCGACCCGUGCGCGGCGGAGGCGGUGGCGCUGGCGGCGCAGGACUGGGGCGCCUUCCUCCUGGAGGGCCACGGCGUCCCGUUGGAGCUGCUGGCCGGCGUGGAGGCCGCGAUCGGGGGCAUGUUCGCGCUGCCGGCGUCGGAGAAGAUGCGCGCCGUGCGGCGGCCCGGCGACUCGUGCGGCUACGGGUCGCCGCCCAUCUCCUCCUUCUUCUCCAAGUGCAUGUGGUCCGAGGGCUACACCUUCUCCCCGGCCAACCUCCGCUCCGACCUCCGCAAGCUCUGGCCCAAGGCCGGCCAUGACUACCGCCACUUCUGCGCCGUGAUGGAGGAGUUCCACAGGGAGAUGCGCGCGCUGGCCGACAAGCUGCUGGAGCUGUUCCUGGUGGCCCUCGGGCUCACCGGCGAGCAGGUCGCCGCCGUCGAGUCCGAGCACAAGAUCGCCGAGACCAUGACCGCCACAAUGCACCUCAACUGGUACCCCAAGUGCCCGGACCCGAAGCGGGCGCUGGGCCUGAUCGCGCACACGGACUCGGGCUUCUUCACCUUCGUGCUGCAGAGCCUGGUGCCCGGGCUGCAGCUGUUCCGGCACGGGCCCGACCGGUGGGUGACGGUGCCCGCCGUGCCGGGGGCCAUGGUCGUCAACGUCGGCGACCUCUUCCAGAUCCUCACCAACGGCCGCUUCCACAGCGUCUACCACCGCGCCGUCGUCAACCGGGACAGCGACCGGAUAUCGCUCGGCUACUUCCUCGGCCCGCCCGCCCACGUCAAGGUGGCGCCGCUCAGGGAGGCCCUCGCCGGCACGCCCGCCGCCUACCGGGCCGUCACGUGGCCCGAGUACAUGGGCGUGCGCAAGAAGGCCUUCACCACCGGUGCCUCCGCGCUCAAGAUGGUCGCCAUCUCCACCGACAACGAUGCCGCCAACGACACGGACGACCUGAUCUCGUCGUAG
Messenger RNA from Triticum turgidum subsp. durum (durum wheat), 1113 nucleotides. NCBI's taxonomy places the organism in Eukaryota, Viridiplantae, Streptophyta, Magnoliopsida, Poales, Poaceae. The record is from the annotation of a GenBank genome assembly.